Panicum virgatum (switchgrass) is the source of this 1542-nucleotide messenger RNA. RefSeq names its product trehalose 6-phosphate phosphatase RA3-like. Gene Ontology annotation, molecular function: trehalose-phosphatase activity. Lineage: Eukaryota; Viridiplantae; Streptophyta; Magnoliopsida; Poales; Poaceae. The record is from RefSeq and is a predicted model, not a curated record. Bases 125 to 1207 code for a protein of 360 amino acids. The transcript is spliced from 11 exons. Gene Ontology annotation, biological process: trehalose biosynthetic process.
ACACCCAUCGCCAUCACAGAGAGCACCUCCUCCUCCCCCCUCUGUAGCCAGCACCCGGCACAGUAGCCACCGUCCCGCGGCUGCUAGCCUUGCUAGCCUCCGACCCCCGACCGCCGCUCGAGCCAUGACGUUCUCCACCGACGAGGCGGUCACCGCCGUGGCGGCGCCGGCGCCGGCGGGCCUGCAUUUCACGCCGUUCCAGACGACCAAGGGCGCCGCCCGUGACUGCAAGAAGCUCGCAGCCGUGCACGUGGACCGCGCCGCCCCCGGUUCCAUCGUGGGCGGCUCCUUGUUCGAGACCAUGAAGGCCUCCUCGCCGCGCCGCGCCGCCGACGCCGAGCACGGCGACUGGAUGGAGAAGCACCCGUCGGCAUUGACGUGGUUCGAAGCGGCGCUCGGCGCGGCCAAGGGGAAGCAGAUCGUGAUGUUCCUGGACUACGACGGCACCCUGUCGCCGAUCGUCGAGGACCCCGACCGCGCCGUCAUGUCCGAGGAGAUGAGAGAUGCCGUGCGUCGUGUCGCGGAGCACUUCCCCACCGCGAUCGUCAGCGGGAGAUGCAGGGACAAGGUGUUUAACUUCGUGAAGCUGACGGAGCUGUACUACGCCGGGAGUCAUGGCAUGGACAUCGUGGGCCCCGCCAAGCAGUCCAACAAGCACGUCCAGGCAAAUGCCGAAGAAGCGGUUCACUACCAAGCGGGGAGUGAGUUCCUGCCUGUCAUCGAGGAGGUGUACCGCACGCUGACGGCCAGGAUGGAGGCCAUCGCCGGCGCCAGGGUGGAGCACAACAAGUUCUGCCUCUCCGUCCACUUCCGCUGCGUCGUGGAGGAGGAAUGGAAUGCCGUGGAGGAGGAGGUCAGGUCGGUGCUCAAGGAGUACCCCGACGUCCUCAAGCUCACUCAUGGCAGAAAGGUCCUGGAGAUUCGCCCGUCCAUCAAGUGGGACAAGGGCAAGGCCCUCGAGUUCCUGCUCGAGUCUCUCGGCUAUGCUGGGCGUAACGACGUCUUCCCGAUUUACAUUGGAGAUGAUCGCACCGACGAGGACGCCUUCAAGGUGCUGCGCGGCAUGGGGCAGGGCAUCGGAAUCCUGGUGUCCAAGUUCCCCAAGGAGACGGCGGCUUCCUACUCGCUCCGCGACCCAGUUGAGGUCAAGGAGUUCCUUGGCAAGAUGGUGGAGCCCAAUGGCGACGGGCCAGUGAAGGCGGCCUAGUGCCUGCCAACCAUUAGCUCAGUGAAUCAGACAUGGAUGGGGUGGUGGAUGAUGGCGAGCAAGGAGCCUAUCUUUGGUUGCUUUAAUUUCUUUUUUGCUGCUCUAUGCAUGGAUCGAUAGUAGUAGUCGCUCUACAUAUAUACCGUCCCUAGUAGAACUUUGCACGCAUGGCCGAUAUAUCUGGCCGUGCGAUGGAGAAAACCUAGCUGCAUCUGCAUGCUAGGGCCUUGUCCGGGCAAGGUCUUGUAAUUAGCCUUUGGUUCCAGUGACAGCAGAAAUGCGUAUGCAUGGCAGGGGGAGAGGAAAACAAGAAACCAAACUCCUUUUCCUCUACA